GGCGCAGAGUGAGGUGCACGUGCGCAACAGGCGCGUUAGCUUGAAGCACGUGGGCUUGCGCAGGCGCAGUGAGUGCAGAGGGCCUGAGACAACAUGGAGCGGUUUAGCUGGCAAGUGGCGGCUGGGGCAGCAGUGGGUCUCGCUCUGGCCCUGGAGGCAUUGCCAGCCGUGCUGCUCUGGCUGCGGGGCGGGCGGCAGCGCUGUCUCCGGCGUGAAGUCCUGUUCUUCCCGUCGCAAGUGACGUGUACUGAGGCGCUGCUGCAGGCCCCAGGCGCGGCCCCGACCGGGCUCCCCACCGACUGCCCGUGCAGCCUGCCGCACUGCGAGAGCUCCCUGAGCCGCCUACUACGCGCCUUGCUGGCCGCCCGCGCAAGCCUGGAGCUCUGCCUCUUCGCCUUCUCCAGCCCGCAGCUGGGUCGCGCGGUGCAGCUGCUGCACCAGCGCGGCGUGCGGGUGCGUGUGGUCACCGACUGCGACUACAUGGCGCUCAACGGCUCGCAGAUUGGCCUGCUGCGCAAAGCGGGUAUUCAGGUUCGGCAUGAUCAGGACCUUGGUUACAUGCACCACAAGUUUGCAAUCGUGGACAAGAAGGUGCUCAUCACCGGCUCCCUCAACUGGACCACACAGGCCAUUCAGAACAACAGAGAGAAUGUUUUGAUUAUGGAGGAUGAAGAAUAUGUGAAGCUUUUUCUGGAAGAAUUUGAGCGUAUUUGGGAAGAAUUUAAUCCUACCAAGUAUACUUUUUUCCCACAAAAGAAGAGAAGUCACUGAGACUUCUGCUUUUAGAGUUAGAGGGGAGAGUGUUGGUUAAGGUUUAUGGUGGUUAAUGUUGAAGAACUUUUGGUGCCUUUAGUUGAACCCAAAGCAAACUCCAGAGAGAAUGGGACUUCAGUGUGGUCUAUGCUCACUGGGUACUGCUUUGAGGUUCAGUGCCAGAGUCUAUCUUUCUUGUCAAAAAAACCUCAUAGUUAGAAAAAAAAAAUCACCUCCACUAAAUUGUUUCAUUAAAAACUAAGGUAAAAUAAAAAUGUUUAUGUUCAAAGGGA
Molecule: messenger RNA, 1046 nt
Organism: Erinaceus europaeus (western European hedgehog)
Lineage: Eukaryota; Metazoa; Chordata; Mammalia; Eulipotyphla; Erinaceidae
Gene: PLD6
Product: phospholipase D family member 6
Exons: 2
Coding region: 94-771 (225 amino acids)
Biological process (GO): piRNA processing
Cellular component (GO): mitochondrion
Molecular function (GO): RNA endonuclease activity producing 5'-phosphomonoesters, hydrolytic mechanism
Source: RefSeq, a predicted model, not a curated record